Molecule: messenger RNA, 4049 nt
Organism: Dama dama (fallow deer)
Lineage: Eukaryota; Metazoa; Chordata; Mammalia; Artiodactyla; Cervidae
Product: antigen WC1.1-like
Exons: 16
Coding region: 34-3987 (1317 amino acids)
Cellular component (GO): membrane
Source: RefSeq, a predicted model, not a curated record
CUGGGACUGUGACCUUGAGGACGUGAAGUCAGGAUGGCUCUGAGCCAACACCUCUCCCUCCAGGGACUCUGUGUCCUCCUCCUCGGCACCAUGGUGGGUGGUCAAGCUCUGGAGCUGAGGCUGAAGGAUGGAGCCCAUCACUGUGAGGGGAGAGUGGAAGCGAAGUAUCAAGGAGAGUGGGGCUCAGCAUAUACUGAGUAUUGGCACCUGAUGUCUGCAGACUUGUUGUGCAGACACCUGGAAUGUGGACCUGCUGUUGAUGCUCCCAGAGGGUCUUAUUUUGGACCACGACUUGGUCCCAUUUGGUAUUUCUAUUAUUUCUGCAACAUUACAGAGGCAGAAUUAUCUUUGGCGAUCAAUAAAUGUGUUCGACCUGAUUUUAAAAACUAUAAUGAUACCUUCUCUCAUGACGAGGAUGUUGGAGCAGUCUGCUCAGGAUUUGUGCAUCUGGCUAGAGGGGAUGGACCUUGCUCAGGGCAAGUUGAAGUACGUUCUGGAGAAGACUGGAUCCCAGUGUCUGAUGGGAACUUCACACUUUCCAAUGCUCAGGUCAUCUGUGCAGAGCUGGGAUGUGGCAAGGCUGUGUCUGUCCUUGGACAUAUGCCCUUUACAGAGUCAGAUGGACAGGUCUGGGCUGAAGAGUUCAGGUGUGAGGGGGAGGAGCCUGAGCUCUGGGUCUGCCCCAGAGUGCCCUGUCCAGGGGGCACGUGCCACCACAGUGGAGCUGUUCAGGUUGUCUGUUCAGCAUACACAGAAGUUCGGCUCGUGACAAACAGCUCCUCUCAGUGUGAGGGGCAGGUGGAGAUGAAUAUUUCUGGACGAUGGAGAGCUCUCUGUGCCUCCCACUGGAGUCUGGCCAAUGCCAAUGUUGUCUGUCGUCAGCUUGGCUGUGGAGUCGCCAUCUCCACCCCAGAAGGAGCAGAAGGAAAUGAUCAGCUCUGGAAAGCCCGAUUUCACUGCUGGGGGGAUGAGUCCUUCCUGUGGGAGUGCGCUGUGACUGCCCUGGGUGAUCCUGACUGUUCCCAUGGGAACAUGGCCUCUGUGAUCUGCUCAGGAAACCAGACCCAGGUGCUGCCCCAGUGCGACUCCGUGUCCGAACCAGCAGACUCUGCAUCCUCAGAGGAGAGCGCCCCCUACUGCUCAGACAGCAGACAGCUCCGCCUGGUGGACGGGGGCGGUCCCUGCGCCGGGAGAGUGGAGAUCCUUGACCAGGGCUCCUGGGGCACCAUCUGUGAUGACGGCUGGGACCUGGACGAUGCCCAGGUGGUGUGCAGGCAGCUGGGCUGUGGAGAAGCCCUCAACGCCACGAGGUCUGCUCACUUCGGGGUGGGAUCAGGGCCCAUCUGGAUGGACGACCUGAACUGCACAGGAAAGGAGUCCCACGUGUGGAGGUGCCCUUCCUGGGGCUGGGGGCGGCACAACUGCAGACACAAGGAGGACGCGGGGGUCGUCUGCUCAGAGUUCCUGGCCCUCAGGAUGGUCAGCGAGGACCAGCAGUGUGCUGGGUGGCUGGAAGUUUUCUACAACGGGACCUGGGGCAGUGUCUGCCGCAGCCUCAUGGAUGAGGUCACCGUGUCCAUCAUCUGCAGUCAGCUUGGCUGUGGGGACAGUGGAAGUCUCAACACUUCUGUUGGUCUCAGGGAAGGUUCUAGACCCCGCUGGGUAGAUGGAAUCCAGUGUCGGAAAACUGACACCUCUCUCUGGCAGUGUCCUUCUGAUCCUUGGAAAUACAGUUCAUGCUCUCCAAAGGAUGAAGCCUAUAUCUCGUGUGCAGGUGACUUAUGGUCUGUUUCUAUGUGUCUGUCCCAACUCUGUAGGACGGGAGGAGACCGCGAGUGCUCAGGGCGGGUGGAGGUCUGGCACAGCGGCUCCUGGGGCACCGUGUGCGAUGACUCCUGGAGCCUGGCAGAGGCCGAGGUGGUGUGUCAGCAGCUGGGCUGUGGCCCGGCCCUGGAAGCCGUGCGGGCCGCGGCGUUUGGCCCUGGAAACGGGAGCAUCUGGCUGGACGAGGUGCGGUGCGGGGGCCGGGAGUCCUCCCUGUGGGACUGUGCUGCGGAGCCCUGGGGGCAGAGCGACUGCAAGCACGAGGAGGAUGCUGGUGUGAGGUGCUCUGGAUUUGUGCGUCUAGCUGGAGGAGCUAGACCUUGCUCUGGGCGAGUAGAAGUGCAUUCUGGAGAAGCCUGGACCCCAGUGUCUGAUGGGAACUUCACACUUCCCACUGCCCAGGUCAUCUGUGCAGAGCUGGGCUGCGGGAAGGCUGUGUCUGUCCUGGGACACUUGCCCUUCAGAGAGUCAGAUGGCCAGGUCUGGGCUGAAGAGUUCAGGUGUGAGGGGAAGGAGCCUGAGCUCUGGGUCUGCCCCAGAGUGCCCUGUCCAGGGGGCACGUGUCACCACAGUGGAGCUGCUCAGGUUGUCUGUUCAGCAUACUCAGAAGUCCGGCUCAUGACAAAUGGGACCUCCCAGUGUGAGGGACAGGUGGAGAUGAACUUUUCUGGACGAUGGAGAGCGCUCUGUGCCUCCCACUGGAGUCUGGCCAAUGCCAAUGUUGUCUGUCAUCAGCUCGGCUGUGGAGUCGCCAUCUCCACCCCCAGAGGACCACACUUCAUGGAAGGAGGUGAUCAGAUCUCAACAGUCCGAUUUCACUGCUCAGGGGCAGAGUCCUUCCUGUGGAGUUGUCCUGUGACUGCCCUGGGUGUCCCUGACUGUUCCCAUGGCAACACGGCCUCUGUGAUCUGCUCAGGAAAACAAACCCAGGCGCUGCCCCAGUGCAAGGACCCAGUGACGGAACCAGCGGCCUCAGCGGCCUCAGAGGAGAGCACUCCCUACUCCUCAGACAGCAGACAGCUCCGCCUGGUGGACGGGGGCGGUCCCUGCGCCGGGAGAGUGGAGAUCCUUGACCAGGGCUCCUGGGGCACCAUCUGUGAUGACGGCUGGGACCUGGACGAUGCCCGCGUGGUGUGCAGGCAGCUGGGCUGUGGACAAGCCCUCAACGCCAAGAGGUCUGCUCACUUCGGGGUGGGAUCAGGGCCCAUCUGGCUGGACGACCUGAACUGCACAGGAAAAGAGUCCCACGUGUGGAGGUGCCCUUCCCGAGGCUGGGGGCGGCACGCCUGCAGACACAAGGAGGACGCGGGGGUCGUCUGCUCAGAUUUUCUGGCCCUCAGGAUGGUCAGCGAGGACCAGGAGUGUGGUGGGUGGCUGGAAGUUUUCUACAACGGGACCUGGGGCAGUGUCUGCCGCAGCCCCAUGGAAGACAUCACCGUGUCCAUGAUCUGCAGACAGCUUGGAUGUGGAAACAGUGGAAGUCUCAACCCUUCAGUUGCUCUUAGGGAAGGUUCUAGACCCCGCUGGGUAGAUGGAAUCCGUUGUCAGAAAACUGAUACCUCUCUCUGGCAGUGUCCUUCUGACCCUUGGGAUUACAACUCAUGCUCUUCAAAGGACGAAGCCUAUAUCUCAUGUGCAGGAGGGAGACCCAAGAGCUGUCCAGCUGCUGCCCCCUGCACAGACAGAGAGAAGCUCCGGCUCAGGGGAGGAGACCGCGAGUGCUCAGGGCGGGUGGAGGUCUGGCACAGCGGCUCCUGGGGCACCGUGUGCGAUGACUCCUGGAGCCUGGCAGAGGCCGAGGUGGUGUGUCAGCAGCUGGGCUGUGGCCCGGCCCUGGAAGCCGUGCGGGCCGCGGCGUUUGGCCCUGGAAACGGGAGCAUCUGGCUGGACGAGGUGCGGUGCGGGGGCCGGGAGUCCUCCCUGUGGGACUGUGCUGCGGAGCCCUGGGGGCAGAGUGACUGCAAGCACGAGGAGGAUGCUGGUGUGAGGUGCUCUGCAGUGGCAACUGGAGUCCUCCAGAGCUUUAACAACUGUCAUCCUGUAAAAAUCCUCUGGAACCAGAAUGAGAAGACACUUGACUUAGCUCAGGGAAAGACCUCUGUCGAUCACAUCUUGGGGUUCAGGCAAACCCAUUGUACCUUAAUGGUGACUUCACGGUCUUAAAGACUCAGAAGAGGACCAGUAUAAGGACAGAGGGGUUCCUCUGGACUUAUGACCCUCCUAAA